GGCUAAAGAACUGCUCUCAUAUUUAUAACCGUCCAUAUAUAGCUAGAGAAGAAGCCAGCAAGCUAAGCUAAGUAUGAGCCCCACCAUGGAGAAUAAUCAUGAAUAUGAUGUUUCUCUUGAUGCUAUGAUGCUGGCAAGUGCCAUGGUUUACCCCGCAGUGUUAAAUGCUGCCAUUGAGCUCAACCUGUUUAAGAUCAUUGGAGAGGGAAGCCCUAAGGGCAUGUCACCCUCUGAAAUUGCUUCAAAGCUUCCAAAUCCACAUGCUGACACGGCUCGCCGACUCGACCGAUUGCUGUGUUUGCUGGCAAGUCAUUCUGUUUUGACUUGUUCCUCCAAGAAGCUUGACGAUGGUACCACUGAGAGGCUUUAUGCUCUUUCUCCUACCGGUAAAUACCUUGUCCCCGAUGAAGAUGGAGUCUCUUAUGCCUCAGUCUCACUAUUAAGCUACCAUCCAGCUUAUAUCAAAGUUCGGGAAAACAUCAAGCAAGUGAUACUGGACGAGGAAGAGGACCUGUUCAAGAAAGUUCACGGGAUGUCCAUGUUUGAGUACAUGAAAAGAGAUGCAACCUUCGAAGCUCUUUUCCACAAGGCAAUGGCCGAUCUUUCAUUCAUGCACAUGAAGCAGAUCCUUGAGAAAUACCAAGGAUUCGAAGGAAUAUCAACCCUUGUUGAUGUUGCUGGUGGCAUCGGCCAAAGCCUGAAAAUGAUCGUCUGCAAGUACCCUUCAAUUCAGGGCAUUAACUUUGAUUUGCCACAUGUUGUUCAGCAUGCCCCGUCCUACCCAGGAGUCAAACAUGUUGGAGGAAAUAUGUUCGAAGGUGUGCCGGAAGGUGAUGCCAUAAUGAUCAAGGCUACAACUCAUAACUGGGCAGAUGACAAGUGCAUACAAGUUCUGAAGAAUUGUCACAAGUCCCUCAAGGAAGGUGGGAAGCUUAUUAUUAUUGACCUAAUAAUGCCGGAAGCACCAAAUGCAACCGACGGGGAUAAAUAUGUUGCGAUUCUUGACAACGUCAUGUUUCUGCAAGCUGGUGGGAAGGAAAGAACCGAGAAAGAAUUGGAAGCACUGGGCAAAGCUGCUGGCUUUUCUAGCUAUCGCGUUGCCGCUCGUGUUUUCUCAUCUGCUUUGGGAGUCAUUGAGUUCUACAAACAAACCAUGUAAAAGCGAAGUUUUGGGUGUGAUAUUGAAGGGAGGAAUAUGAUUUUUGAAUAAAGGAUCGCGUGUUGUGUGUAAUACAGACAACAUAUGUGUGUGUGUGUGCAUGAAAAGUUUGUCUUUUCUUCAUAGUGUUGAAUUUUGUUCUGAUGUAAGUUACAAGAAACAGCUUACUGACUUAGAAGUAUUGUUAUAAAUUAAUAUAUUUAUAA
Molecule: messenger RNA, 1365 nt
Organism: Neltuma alba
Lineage: Eukaryota; Viridiplantae; Streptophyta; Magnoliopsida; Fabales; Fabaceae
Product: isoliquiritigenin 2'-O-methyltransferase-like
Exons: 4
Coding region: 74-1159 (361 amino acids)
Molecular function (GO): O-methyltransferase activity; protein dimerization activity
Source: RefSeq, a predicted model, not a curated record